Molecule: messenger RNA, 2192 nt
Organism: Drosophila innubila
Lineage: Eukaryota; Metazoa; Arthropoda; Insecta; Diptera; Drosophilidae
Gene: MFS9
Product: sialin
Exons: 6
Coding region: 374-1888 (504 amino acids)
Biological process (GO): transmembrane transport; monoatomic anion transport
Cellular component (GO): plasma membrane
Molecular function (GO): transmembrane transporter activity
Source: RefSeq, a predicted model, not a curated record
UAAAUCUAGUGGCGCUCUGCUCCAGGUUUGUUCAGCUCAGCUCUCAGCAUGUCUGGUUGCCGAUUUGCCUUAAUUGAAGUUAACUGAUCAGCUGAGCAAAAGUUUAGCCGAUUCAAAUUCUCAGAGCGUCAUAAGCCGGUCGAAAUUUGUUGUAUUUUUAUCGGUCGCGUUCAGUUGGAAGCCGGCAGAAAGCUGCAGUUUCAGUGCGAUACGAGCAACCGGCGGCUUCACACCUGGUCCACGCAUUCAACAAUUCAAAAUCAAAAGAUACAACGAAUUCUGAAGAGACCCACUGAAGACCCUUCAAACUUUCAUGGCAUUAAUGCUUGAAUAGAUUAUUUAUUCGCUUCCAAUAAACACAGACACAAUCAAAAUGACUGACCUGGAGUCAACGAAAUUGGACAAACACAAUGGCCAUCAGACACAUCACAACAACAAUGAGCAUACGGAAAGUGAACCACUCACCUGGAGAUUCUGGCGUAAACAGCGUUAUAUUGUGGUGCUCUUGGCCUUCUUUGGCUUCUUCAAUGUCUACUCGUUGCGUGUAAAUCUGUCUGUGGCCAUUGUGGCAAUGACUGAGAAUCGUACUGUAACUGAUGACGCUGGCAAUGUGUCCUACGAGCAGGACUUUCCCUGGGACUCCAAGCAGAAAGGUUUGAUUUUGAGCUCCUUCUUCUAUGGCUACAUUUUAACGCAGUUUCUCGGCGGUUAUAUUGGCACAAAGAUUGGCGGCAAUAUUGUUUUUGGACUGGGCAUUGGUACAACAGCCAUUUUGACACUGCUAACGCCCUUGGCGGCCAAUCAUAGUCUGGAAAUGUUCCUGGCGGUGCGUAUUAUUGAAGGCGUCUUUGAGGGCGUCACUUUCCCGGGCAUCCAUGCCGUGUGGGCCAGAUGGUCACCGCCUUUGGAGCGCUCCCGCAUGGCAUCGAUUGCCUUUGCCGGAAAUUAUGCUGGCACAGUGAUAGCGAUGCCAUCGUCCGGUUUAUUGGCAUCACGUUACGGCUGGGAAAGUGUUUUCUAUGUAUUUGGCGCUAUUGGCGUAGUUUGGUUCAUACUAUGGAUGCUGUUUGUUCGUGCCGGGCCCGAAUUGGAUCGCUUUUGCUCGAAGGAGGAGUGCGAGUAUAUUCAGAAGACAAUUGGCUAUGUGGGUGCGAAGAAGAUUAAGCAUCCGUGGAAGGCGUUCUUUACUUCAAUGGCCUUCUAUGCGAUUAUUGCUUCGCACUUCUCCGAGAACUGGGGCUUCUACACUUUGCUCACGCAGUUGCCCAGCUUUCUUAAGGAUACACUUAACUUUGAUCUGGGCAAAACGGGCUUCAUAUCGGCUGUUCCCUACCUGGCAAUGGGCAUUCUGCUGGCGAUAUCUGGUUACUUAGCCGAUUGGCUGCAAGUUAAGGGCAUUUGGACAACAACGCAAGUGCGUCGUAAUUUCAAUUGUGGUGCAUUCUUGGCUCAAACAGUUUUCAUGAUGCUUACGGCGUAUAUCAUGGAUCCCACGUGGUCGGUGAUUUUCAUCACAAUUGCUGUGGGCCUCGGUGCAUUCGCUUGGUCUGGAUUCGCUGUCAAUCACUUGGAUAUUGCACCACAGCACGCCAGUGUGCUUAUGGGCAUUGGCAACACUUUUGCAACAAUUCCCGGCAUUGUCAGUCCCCUAUUGACGGGCUACAUUGUCGGUGAUGGCGGCGACCGCGACCAAUGGCGAGUGGUCUUCUUCAUAUCGGCGGGCAUCUAUCUCGUUGGUUGUGUCAUUUACUGGUUCUAUGCGUCGGGCGAGCUGCAGGAGUGGGCCAAGACACCGGAACAAAAAGCAAUGGAGGCUGAACAGAAGCAGCAACUGCAACUGACACAACGAGCCGGAUUUGUAAAUACGGCUGCCGACCUAAAGGACUAAAAGUAUCAAUACACAUACAUACAUACAUACAUAUACAGGACAAUUGAAAGUGUUCAACAAAACUGCAACCGCAAUACCAGAGACACAUUUUAGUUUAGUUUAUACUCGUAUACUCGUAUACAUUUAUACAUAGUACCAUAUUGUCAGCUCAAAGUUGCGCCUUAGAAUUUCUUCCUUGUUAUGUGAUGCCAGCAAGUGGAUUUUAUUCAUGUUAGCCCAUUGACUAUUUUUAGAGUUUUGCCUGUGCACUCGCAGUGCAUUCGAGUGCUGUUCCGAAUAAACAAAGUUUUUUAUUCAAACUGCA